Penicillium macrosclerotiorum is the source of this 756-nucleotide messenger RNA. RefSeq names its product NADHX epimerase. Gene Ontology annotation, molecular function: NAD(P)HX epimerase activity. Gene Ontology annotation, cellular component: mitochondrion. The coding region runs from base 1 to 756 and encodes 251 amino acids. The record is from RefSeq and is a predicted model, not a curated record. Lineage: Eukaryota; Fungi; Ascomycota; Eurotiomycetes; Eurotiales; Aspergillaceae. The transcript has 5 exons.
AUGUCAUUGAAGGCUAUCUCCGCGGAGGAUGCCGCAUCUCUGGACAAAGAUCUCAUGGAUGUGGGCAUUGGUGGAUGGUCGCUGGAUCAGUUGAUGGAGCUUGCGGGCCUCUCUGUUUCCCAGGCCGUAUGGCGAAUGCACCCCCUCAAAAAUGGCAAGAAUGUCCUGGUAGUGUGCGGGCCUGGCAAUAACGGCGGUGAUGGCCUCGUUGCAGCCAGACAUCUUGUUCAUUAUGGAUACAAACCUUCCGUGUACUAUCCCAAAGAAGGCAAAAAUGAACUCUACCAACGUCUCAAAACUCAACUUCUGAAUCUCUCGGUUCCCUUCGUCACCGACUUCACGGCUGCGCUCCAAAGCACAGACUUCCUUAUCGACUCCAUCUUUGGGUUCUCUUUUGGCGGGCCUCUGCGCGAGCCCUUCCCUUCUAUUAUAUCGCAAAUCGAAACUUCACCAGCUCCGGUCUUAAGUGUUGAUGCACCGAGUUCCUGGGAUAUUCAAGCAGGCCCGCCAAAAGAGGGCCCUGGGGCGAAGUUCAUGCCUGCAGGGUUGAUUAGCCUGACCGCGCCAAAGCCGUGUGUGACGUUCUACAAGGGCAGGCAUUUCGUAGGAGGUCGAUUCUUGACCCAAGGCAUCGCAGCGAAGUACGGGCUUGACUGUCCGUUAUAUCACGGAAUUGACCAAGUUGUGGAGGUGUUUGAGGAUGAUGAGGGCGGCUUUACGUAUAAGUCACCGGAGAAGGGCGGAUCAAAAGUCUAG